Messenger RNA from Athene cunicularia (burrowing owl), 3825 nucleotides. It is a transcript of the gene MAFF, whose product is annotated as MAF bZIP transcription factor F. The transcript is spliced from 2 exons. Gene Ontology annotation, molecular function: RNA polymerase II cis-regulatory region sequence-specific DNA binding; DNA-binding transcription factor activity, RNA polymerase II-specific. Gene Ontology annotation, biological process: regulation of epidermal cell differentiation; regulation of transcription by RNA polymerase II. The coding region runs from base 19 to 468 and encodes 149 amino acids. Lineage: Eukaryota; Metazoa; Chordata; Aves; Strigiformes; Strigidae. The record is from RefSeq and is a predicted model, not a curated record. Gene Ontology annotation, cellular component: nucleus.
GGCCAGUGUGAGACAAGGAUGGCUGCAGAUGGGCUUUCCAGCAAGGCACUGAAGGUGAAGCGGGAGCUGGGGGAGAACACACCGCUGCUGUCGGAUGAGGAGCUGAUGGGGUUGUCGGUGCGGGAGCUCAACCACCACUUGCGUGGCCUGUCCAAGGAGGAGGUGGCAAGGCUGAAGCAGCGCCGACGGACGCUGAAGAACCGGGGUUAUGCCGCCAGCUGCCGGGUGAAGCGCGUCUGCCAAAAGGAAGAGCUGCAGAAGCAGAAGAUGGAGCUGGAGUGGGAGGUGGACAAGCUGGCCCGGGAGAAUGCUGCCAUGCGCCUGGAGCUUGACACCCUCCGUGGCAAGUAUGAGGCCCUGCAGGGCUUUGCCCGCACCGUGGCUGCCCAUGGGCCCCCUGCCAAGGUGGCCACUGCCAGUGUCAUCACCAUCGUCAAGUCCAGCACCAACCAAGCCGCCUAUUCCUAGUGCUGGCCUCAGUCCCCCAGCUGGGCACAGCCCCCCUGGGGCACCUUCCCCCAUAAAUUGCCUCCUGUACCCUCUCUGACCUCCUCCCUGCUGGGACCUGUGCCCAUAAUCUUCCUUCUUCCAUCCCUUGGCCUCCAGCUCCUCCAUGUAGGGCAGGCUGCCGCAGCGUGGGUGCUGGGGUGGAGGACAGGACUGCACCAGUGGUGCCCAAAGUCCUACAGCCCCCUCUGCUCCCACCUAGCCCUAUCCCCUGCUGCAGCCCCCCCUGGCUGGGCACCCCUUGCCCUUGGGGGUAUAGGCAGGAAAGGGUGAGCCUGUGCAGGCAGCAGUGAGGAAGCAUCCCAUGGCUCCAAGCUGGCAGAAAAACACCAGGCACCUUCUUUUUUGUAGAGGCCACAGGAGACCUGAGUGCUGGCCAGGCACUUCCAGGAGCAUGUGUCAGGGAGGAAAAGGAGGGGUGAGAGGUUUCACAGAGAGGGGCAGAAGGGUUUCAAUGGAGAUGGGGUGUCAGCAUUGGCCCCACAACUUGGACCAUGGCUGGAGCAAGGAGGGAGGUGGCGGUAUGGCUGGAGACUCCAGUGAUGGAGAUGGCCAGGGAAGGUGCAAGUCAGAGGGGUAGAGAAAGUGACUGCGGGUUGGUGCCUGGUAAGGGUGAGCGGGAUGGGAAAGUGCCGUGGCAGCUUGUGGCACUGGGGGAGCCCAGAGCUGACAGCGAUGGAGAAAAUUCCCUCAGGGAGAGCUGGGGGACAUGAGCAAUGGAUUAGCCCAGGCUAUUGCCCACAAAUGGGAACAGCAGUGGUGCUGUUCUAUCUCUUCAUCACACAUCCUUCACACCUCUUCCUGCCUACUGGAUGCUCAGCCUGGCCCGGUGUCUCUGAAACACAGUGGCACUAGCAGGAAGGAAGCGGAGGCAGCUGGAGCAGAGAUAAACACCGUUUUGCUCAGCACAGGCCAGCUUGUAUGGCCCCACCAAGUGCUCCCUGCCUCCCCACCGCCUACAAAGCCCACAGGAAGGUGCUCCUGGCCACGGAGAGCCAGAGCUGUGGAGGCAGAGAGAAAGGUAGAGAUGCUGAAGGUGGGAGGAAGGGGCGGAGAGCAUCCCUACUCCUGGGAGCCACCUGGCAGGCAGGUAGGCUGGCUCCUCCCUUUGGUUUUCCUCCAGCUUGGACGCUGGUGUGGGACAACAGGCUCUUCUGCAGGCUGAAGUGCAGGAGCAGAUUUGGGUUUGCUAAAUACAGACAGCCUGGAGGAGGUAACAGGAGGCAGACCCUUGGCAUCUGCUGCUGUAGAUGACCCCCCUCAGCUUUCUGCCCCUGCCUGGGUAUUGUCAUGCCAGCCACCCUCGGCUGCAGCCUCCAUCCCUCCCCAGAGAGAGGUGCCCACUGCUUGUGGAGUGAGCGCUGCAGUUAGCACACCACCACCCACCCCCCCCCAACUCCUCUUGAGUUUAUUUAUUGCACGAACAUAAGUUAUUUUCACGUCCUCUUUGCCAUUCCGCCUCUCGGCACAGCCAGGAUGUUGGUACAGAGCUGUACUUUAUAUUUUAUAUAUGCAAAUCACAUUUUAUCUUAUAUAGAGCAAAAAAAACUUAUUUAUUUUCUGACUUACAGUAUGUGUCCUACUCAACUCCUCUGUAUUUUGUAAACUUUACAAAUAAAGCAAGUUUGUGUUUUUUUUCCACAGUGAGAAUGCAUUUAGUCAUUCUUGAACUUCAGGACAGAGCUGUCUCAGUGAGACCAGCUUUUCUAGCUCCCUCAAGCUUUGCUGCAGGACAUGUUCAAUAAUGUGCCCAAAAAAGAUGGGAUGGGGGACAGCUUGCGAUGCUUUAGAACACACAGCUUUCUAGUCUUUAGAAGAAAAAGGCUCAGUAAGCAAGCUUAAUGCUCAACAUCACCUGCAAAGCAGUUGUUUUCAGGAGUGGUUCAGCUGUGCUGAAAUCAGCUUUUCCUAGGAAAGAUAAUGCUUUUUGCUAGAAAAAUCCCCUUCAGGCUGCCCUUGGACCUGGUGCUGGAGGAGAGGCAGGUAGAAUCAGGGCAGCUCUACCCAAAAAAUCCCUUCUUUUGAGUGACCUCACUGCCUGACUCAGGAACAGCGAGGAAGAAAGCAAGGAGCUCAUGUCUGUGGGUGGCAGGAAAAGAAGGAAACAUGCUGGGUGCCUUAUCCAGAGUUGAAGCCCAACCUCCUCCCUGUGGGAGAAAGCCACCCUUCCUCAGUGCCACGGUGGAAGCAAUGAGCAUAUCUGCCUGAUGCCCAGGCAGGCCAGAUCCCAUCAGAUUGCAGGGUUUUACACUCACAUUCCCUUUUGCCACUGCAAACUGCCCCAGCCCCACCACUGUGCAUGGAAGAAAAGCCCAGAGCCCCUGUUUGCUGGCGCCAGUGUUGGAGAAAGCAGGCCCCUUUCUCCCACAGGUGUUUUGCACUGAGCACCCAGGAUCAGGACUCAUCUCUACUCCAGGUUUUGGUGCCUUGGGCUAUCAGUGAUGUCUCAGCCCCAGGCUGCUGCAGCACUGCUUCUCCAUCAGCUCCAGCCCACAGCAUGAAACUUUCCUCCCCAGAGGACUAGGAGGACAAGCCAUACAGACCCACUAAGCCUCAGCCCCUGCAAUGAACAAAACCUCAGAAUCAGUUCAGGGAAGUCACUCAGACAGCACCACACAGAGGCAGCUUAAGUACAAUCUAUAUUAUCUCUAUAUUUGUCAUCAUAUUUGCUCAUUUCUGCAGAGUAUAACGUCACAAAGACCAAAAUAGAGAGCGGCUUGUCGCUGAGCUCACAUCAGUUAAACACGAUAGGUACAAAACUAGGUGACUCUGUCUUAUUUAUCAUACAUAUUUUUUUUUCAGUCAUUUAUAUACAAAGAACUACUCUAUAUGGAAAAAUAAUAAACAAAUCCCAUGGGUAUGUUACAUGGUAAACAAAAAGAAGGAAGAAAGGAAAGGGGAAGCAGGUGAGGGAGAGCAGCUCCAAGGGCCUACUCCUGGAGUAAACAGGUCUGUUGGGACCCCUGGGCUACUGUGAGCAGACCUGCAAGACCAUGGAUGCCUUGGCCUCCUUGGUCUCAAACUCUGGGUCUUAUAAGUUCUCCAAGCCAGAAAGGCUUCAGAACCAGUCCUUGCUCUGGCACUUGCCUGUGGUGAGGGAGAGCAGGAAGCUCAGAGAUGAUUUUGUGUGGUGUUAAAAAAUAUAUAUGUAUAUAAAAUUAUAAUGCAUGGAAGCUGUCUGUUGUUUGGGCACUAGUUCUUCACCAAGCUUCUCUGAAGGCAGCUAGUACAAAAUGGUUAUACUUGAAACCACUACAUACAGGAAGCUCUGAGAAUAUCCAGUUCCUCUGCACAGCAUAUGUAUGCAGCAUAUAUUUC